Messenger RNA from Tuber aestivum (summer truffle), 2094 nucleotides. Lineage: Eukaryota; Fungi; Ascomycota; Pezizomycetes; Pezizales; Tuberaceae. The record is from the annotation of a GenBank genome assembly.
GCCCACUUUAUCACCAUCAUCAUCAUCAUCAUCAUCACCACCCCCCCGCAAUUUUCACUGCAGAAGCCCACCUGUCCCUUCCUUCCUUCCUUCCUUCCUUCCUUCCUUCUUUCUUUCUUGAGCAACCGAGUUACGACCCAAUCGUCAUUGUAACAGCCCCUCAUUCAUCCCUCCUAUCAUACCUGUCUGUCUCACUUGCUACGGUUGGUAAGUUAGCACACUACGGCAGUGGCAGUGGCAACCAACCGGUCGUCCAUCUGGUUGGUUCGGUUCGCUUGUGACUUGUGCCUGCUUACUCACGCAUACCAAAGUUGAGGCACGUAUAAUACGUUACCGGUGUCUAAGCUGGUUGUUUCCACCCCGCUCAUCCACCUCCAUUUUCCUCUUGUGUCCUGUCCACUCCGCUUUUCGAGAGCAUUGGCGGACGUAAGGAUACGAUACGGUUGUUUCCCUCCGUUUUUUCUCCGGGUGGAAGGUUGAGGAGGGGUCUUUUUUUAAAAAAAUCUCCGAGAAAAGAUUGGGGGAAAGAGGGAUCGAAAGGUGGGAGGAACGAUGGUGAAGUUUUACGAGAAUUCCUUUUCUUAUGAGUGGGUCUUUGGUUCUUCUUGGAGUUGUGGUUCGCUGCUGAUUGAUGGAUGAGUAGUUAUCAAUGGCCGGCGGUCACACUUGCUUACUUUUUGCGGUAUCCUAAGUUUGUUCUUCCUCUUGCUUCCCCUCUUUCAUCAAUCUGCUAAUGGAGGUGGUGGUGCAGUCCCUACUCAAAGCACGUGGUCUCAAGCGACACACUAUCCUCCCACCUCGACUCUCGAACUGGCAAUCUUCACGUUACCCGUCUACACCUCAAGCGCGGAAAACUCCCCGCAUCGGUGGCCCGGUUCCUCCCCAAGAUCAAGGAAUCCUACAUCCUCGAGAAGUCAAUAGUGGAUGUCAAGAACCAGCGAUUGGAAACGGAGACCAGGAAUCUGGAUUGGGAGGGUGUGUUAAGCGUUGUCGAGAGUCAGGUGUAUACCCCUGGCAGUGACUCCACUACCUCGGAACCGGAAGCAGCGACUGGGGCUGGCAAGACGGAUGUGAGGACGAUAGUCCGUUUCGAAAGUAGACUUGGUGGGGCCGCACGGAACACGCAGAGUGAUGGGUUGGCGGGGGAGGAAGUGAGGGGUGGUUGGUUCUCGAAUUGGACAACGGGUUCGGUGCAGAGGUCUGUUGAGCUUGUGGGCAUGCGGAGAAUGAGGGAGGGGUUUGGGAGGAGGAGGGAGGGGAUGAAGGUCGUGCUUGAGCAACUACGUGAAACCGGGUUUGUCGGGGUUAUAAGGGAACAGCGACAGGGGGGUUGGGAACGUUGGAAGCAGGUGUGGCGAGGGGAGGGUGUUGAAAGGAUGGAUGAUUGAUUUUGGGUUUUGGAUUGAUUUAUCAUCAUCGUUGUUCCUGGGAAGGUUGUGGGGGGCUUGCGGGGCUUUGUGAAAUCGUUCCUGGAUUUGCUACUGCGUCUCCCCCCUUUUACGCAAUGGAGGUAGAUUCAUGGGUUCUUUGCAUGCUUACUUUAUUUUUUGUUCUCUCCUCUCUGCUUCUAACGCCUAAGUAGCGAUUCGUUUCGGUGAAGCCUUAUGCAUGAGGGGGUCGAACUUUGUACUAUCUUCUUCUAUUGUGUAUUCUUCGGCAUGUACUAUAUGGGUGGGUGGAUGGGUGGGGCUCUUCGUGGGGUUUAGCGUUACUGGGAAAAACGAAACCAAAUGGUCUCUCCGCUCUUCAAUUGCUUGGAUUUUUCCCAUACAUUACUCUCUCUGGUCGAUGCAGUGAUGAAUGAACGAGGAGCGAGGGUUUCGGGUGGGGCUGGCUGGCUGAGUGGGUUGGCCGGGAUUCUGAUGUGGAUGGGCGAAUUUACUUGCCUCUUAUUUGCUGGACAUUGGAUAUGCCAACGAUCGUACUUGGUUGGUACACUUGGGAUUUCCGAUAAGUAUCGUGCAUGUAAGACGCCCGGAUAGCGAACUGGUCUAGGAAAUGAUUGGAGGUCUUUGAAUGGUCCUUGUACUCGAGUAAGGCAAUUUAUUCGGUGUGUUACUUCGAUCGCCCCGUUCGUUCUGUUUCUGUCAAUCA